CGACUGUGUGGCAGAGACGAGAGGCCAGCCGUCGCAACAGAAACCGCGCCCUCAAACUCGCAUUUCCCUUGAAUACAGCAGGAAAGAGCUUUGCAAAAAGAGCAACAACAAUCGUCCCCUCCCACGAAACAAACCCCGAGUCUUGGCAAGCCAAGCAGACAUCUGUCGUAUUGAGCAGUGGACUCCCAACCAACGCUCUCCGGAAUCAGAACGAAGCGCCAGCCAGCGCCGAGGAGGUUGCUGUCAUUUCGAGUUUCCCGCGACGAACGAUUGCUUCCGGGCCGCCUGGUUUCACGUGGUCAUAGUUGCAUAUCGCCAUGCUGAUGCCCAAGAGCGGCGUAUCAUGGAAGGCGGCAAAGGCCAGGCUGCCCCCAACCAGAGCCGUAUGGACUUUUCUCACGCGCACCCGCUUCCUGCUGGUCGUCGCCAUAGUUGGCCUUGUCGUCUUGCUAUGGAGGGGUGUCACAGGCACGGCAGAAGACCUGCAAAAGUUCUACUGCUUCGGUCCUGCAAAGUCGCCCAUGCAAAUGACACCCAAUGAGCAGAUGCUCUGGACAGGCAGCCUGCAAACUCCCGUCAUCUUCAACCACCACGCUCCCGUCGAAGUCAACCACACCACCAUCACCAGUGUCGACCUCAACCCUAUAAAGAGCACUAGACAAGCCAUUGACAACAAGGAGCGCGUGCUUCUCCUCACCCCCCUGCGAGAUGCCGCUCCCUACAUCAACGACUACUUUGAUCUCAUCUCUCAGAUGACCUACCCCCACGAGCUGAUCGAUCUCGCUUUCCUCGUUGGCGACAGCACCGACGACACGCUUGCCGUCCUCUCCAAGGAACUCGAGCGCAUUCAAUCUCGCCCCGACUCGAUUCCCUUCCGCAGUGCUACCAUUGUUCAGAAAGAUUUCGGUGUUCACUUGAGCCAGAGUGUCGAGGACAGACACGGUUUCGCUGCUCAGGGCCCUCGCAGAAAGGCCAUGGGCAAGGCCAGAAACUACCUUCUUAGUGCUGCCAUGAAGCCUGAGCACAGCUGGGUCUACUGGCGCGACGUCGACAUCAAGGACAGUCCUUCUAAGAUUAUCGAGGACUUUAUCGCACAUGACCGCGAUGUCCUUGUUCCCAACGUCUGGUUCCACCGUUACGAGAAUGGUCGCGACAUUGAAGGUCGCUUCGACUACAACUCGUGGCAAGAAUCCGAAAAAGCCCUCAAGCUAGCCGCUACCCUCGACAAAGACACCGUGCUGGCCGAAGGUUACAAAGAAUACGACACCGGGCGCACCUAUAUGGCAAAAAUGGGCGACUGGCGCGAAGACAAGGACGUCGAGAUCCCACUGGACGGCAUUGGCGGCGUGAACAUCCUCGUCAAAGCCGACGUCCACCGCAGCGGCAUCAACUUUCCUUCGUACUCGUUUGAAAACCAAGCAGAGACGGAAGGAUUUGCCAAGAUGGCAAAGAGAGCUGGAUACGGGGUUUAUGGGUUGCCGAAUUACAUCGUGUGGCAUAUUGAUACUGAUGAGAAGCCUGGAAACGCGUAGUUAUAGAUGAGAUGUGUGUUCUUGGUUGGGAACAUUUUUUUUGAUACUCAUUCUUAUUUCGGUUUCAGUUGUUUUUUGUUUUGUUUGAUGAACGCUUUGUCCCUUUUUCAGGUGUUUUGGGUUAGACAAUUGGUUUGUUUUUGUGGCAUAUUAUAUUUUACGCCGAAAAAACACAGAUACUGCUGAAGUAUAAGCAGACUGUGAGAUGAGGCAGAAGCAGAAGCAGAAGCAGAAGCAGAACAGCAACAGCAAACAAGCAUAUAAUGAGUAGCAGGCACCUAAUUUAAAGAAACCCCCAGUUUCGUUUUUCGUCCUAC
This is a messenger RNA of Aureobasidium subglaciale EXF-2481, 1849 nucleotides long. RefSeq names its product glycosyltransferase family 62 protein. Gene Ontology annotation, molecular function: alpha-1,6-mannosyltransferase activity. NCBI's taxonomy places the organism in Eukaryota, Fungi, Ascomycota, Dothideomycetes, Dothideales, Saccotheciaceae. Gene Ontology annotation, biological process: protein N-linked glycosylation; cell wall mannoprotein biosynthetic process. Gene Ontology annotation, cellular component: mannan polymerase complex. The transcript has 4 exons. The record is from RefSeq and is a predicted model, not a curated record. The coding region runs from base 318 to 1532 and encodes 404 amino acids.